This is a messenger RNA of Cylicocyclus nassatus, 765 nucleotides long. NCBI's taxonomy places the organism in Eukaryota, Metazoa, Nematoda, Chromadorea, Rhabditida, Strongylidae. The record is from the annotation of a GenBank genome assembly.
AUGUACACAAUUCAAGUGUUGAAAAGGAAGGCAAUCAUACGUGAAAAGAGAAUAUAUCCACAACUAACAACAACUGAAAAAGUGCAAUUCUUGUGGAAAAAUGUCCGGUGGAAGCGGUGUUCCUCUGUCGGAUCGGCUAAACGUGGAAAAAAACAAGCUGGACGAGAGCAUCAGAGACUACCGACAGUGAAAAAGUAUGAACGGCAACACUAUUGGGACGUACAAACCUCGUCAAGUGCCAACAAAUGGAAGAAGUUGCCAGCAAAAUACACAAAGCCUGAUCCGUAUCCCGUGGCUCUAAUCCAUGGGCAAUAUCAAAACUACUACAGGAAAUUUACUGCUUCGAAAUUGCGACGUUUACCUCUGGAAAGCGUGCUUGAUGGUGAACAUCUCUUCCCAGUACACCGGGAUCCUUCACCUCCACCAAUCAAUGUAUCUGAGAAGGAUAUGCAAAGGUUUGAGAAGCUUUUAGCUGCUCAGGGAACUCCUAUAGCAGCUCCUUCUUCUGGCCAGAUCAAAAUGGAAAUGACUACUCCACGUGCGGAGCCCGCUCGAAAAUCUAGUGGAUCGUCAGUGCGUAAUAACCAUCGAGUCAGUGCUAAAUCUAUCCUGACACCGCAAAAAUGUAGUUCCUGUGAUGAAGUUCAGAAGCCAGGCGAAGUUUUUAUACGGUACGUUCAUUGUACGCAAGAAGAAGAAAACACAGCACUUCUCGCUAUUGAGAAAAGAAGCUUGAGCAACGCAAAAAAUAAUCCCCGUUUUUGA